This is a messenger RNA of Chenopodium quinoa (quinoa), 1011 nucleotides long. RefSeq lists its product as uncharacterized. Gene Ontology annotation, molecular function: aspartic-type endopeptidase activity. The transcript has 4 exons. The record is from RefSeq and is a predicted model, not a curated record. Gene Ontology annotation, biological process: proteolysis. NCBI's taxonomy places the organism in Eukaryota, Viridiplantae, Streptophyta, Magnoliopsida, Caryophyllales, Amaranthaceae. The coding region runs from base 1 to 1011 and encodes 336 amino acids.
AUGGCGGGAAGGAGUGAUGCUCAGGGAGAGCUAUUUAAGAAGGUGGCGCAGAGCAAGCCACCAACCUAUCAAGGAGAGCCUGAUCCAACUAUACUGGAAAACUGGUUGAAGGAGUUUGAAAAACUGUUCGGGGCAAUAGGGUCUCCAGAGAACUCAAAAGAGAAGGUUAGGGACAAGUUUUACCCUAGCUUCUUACAGAAACAAAAAGCUGAGGAAUUUUCUAACCUUGCAAUGGGGAAUAUGUCGGUCAUUGAAUACUACACCAAGUUUAUUGAGAUGUCUAGGUUCACUACAGAGUCUGUAUCUACAGAAAAGUCUAAGGCUAGGAAGUUUGAGAGUGGACUGACUACUGAUUUGCAGUUAAAGCUGUGUGGGCAAGUAUUUGAAACCUUGGAUGAAGUGUAUGGGAGAGCUGCAAACCUAUAUGCCUUAGAAUUAAAGAAAAGGAAAGAGAUAGCUGAGAUGGAAGGAAAUAACAGGGGAGUAAGGCAUUUCUACUGCAAGAGGUGUAAGAACGAUCUCCCUGGUAAAGAUUGUGAUGGAAAUUUGGUUACCUGUCGUGCUUGCAACAAGUUAGGACACAGGGAGUAUGAAUGUUUCUCCAAGGAUCCCAAUCGAAACAAACAAGGCAAUAAUCAAGGAGGGGCUCAGAGAAAUUUUCAGGGAAGCAACAACUAUUCAGGAAACAAGGGGGCACAGAAGAAUGGAGUGAAAGGCAACAACAACAAUAAUGGAGGAAAUCAGGUGAAGAGUGGAGCUCCAAGGAAAUUGAAUGUGAUGAGUAGGCAUGAGGUUGAUUCCACAAAAGAUGUCAUCACUGGUAUCUUUUCUAUUAACUCUAUUCCUGUUAAAGUCUUGUUUGAUUCUGGUGCAACUUUUUCUUUCAUUUCAAAGGCCAUUGUUUCAAAACUAUCAAACUAUUUGAAAACCGUAAAUGAGGUAGAUUUGCCUAUAGUUAUUCCUACGGGUGGGGUAGUAAAGUGUAACAAGACCUUUAAGAUGUACCUUUAG